AUGUCUAUUGAUGGUACGCCUAUUAUACUUUGGUGCUUUGUGCAGGGAAGCAGUUCGAUUUUCAAAGUUAAUAUUGGAACGAAUAAUGAUAUUGACGAUCUUAAGGAAGCUAUUAAAAGUAAAAAGCCAAAUGAUACUGCUGGGGUUGAUGCCGACAAACUUAGGUUGUGGGGUGUUAAUGUCGCUUCAAUUAGUGAUAUUUCAGAGGAUAUGUUGAAUGAUGAUAAUGAAUUAAAAGAUGAAAGAAGUACUAUUAUAAACUUCGAAAACAAACAACUACUUGUGGAUAAAAGCUAUUAUCAAUGGACCCUCAAUUGCAUUAAAACUAUGGCGGAUAUUUAUUCUAAUGAAAAGUUACGUCAGCGAGAAUUUCAUGAAAAGAUUCGUGAAUUAUUUCGUGAAGAAGUAAAGUUGCUUCAGCUUGAUGAUCAAUCUUCAAAUGAUGGAGUUUUGGAAUGCAAUGUGCACGCAAAGAGCAUAUUAUACCUUCUUAUUGAAGUAAAAAAUGAAAUUGGCACUGGUAAAUGUGAUCCGACCACUCAGGCAGCCAUUUCCUUUGCUAAGUUUUAUACCCAGAGUAAGAAUGAACAGAUGCUUAAAUGGUGUAACAUGCCGUGUUUCAUCAUAGGUUUGGCUGGGCCCUGGAUAUGCGUAUUAGGAGCUGUUUAUGUUGAGAAACCACUUGUUGAGCCCCUAACAAACUUGAUACCUCUCAUCCUUAUCAAUGAUCGAGACCACUUGAAGAAAAUUGCACGACUCUUCAUGGCCUUGCGUCUGGGUUGCGAUGAGCUGAAAAAGUAUUAUAGACCACUGCCAUCUCCAACAACAAAUGAACAACGGUUUUUCCCCUACACUCGCAAAAUAGAAGAUUUUGAAUUCGAGUACAAGGAGAAACUUGUUGAUGACUCAUACAAGCUUCUUUGGAAGGCCGAAACGAAAGACAAACAGAUGAUUAUCGUUAAGUUUACGCAUCGUUACAACAAAGAGGCACACGAUUUGUGCUAUGGAAUUGGAAAGGCACCAAGGCUGUUCUAUGUUUUAGAUAAACAAUGUGGGCUUCAUAUGAUAGUUAUGGAAUUUGUUGAAGGUCAAAUAUUACGUGAUUGUGUUCAUUUGGCCCAGUCUGAUUAUGAAGUAAUUAUCAAUGACAUUGAAGAGGCUGUCCUUCAUCUACAUGGAAAGAAUCUCGUUUUUGCAGACCUUCGUGACUCUAACAUCUUGGUUACCAGAGAUAGUGAAGGGUACCACGGGAUACUGAUAGAUUUUGACUGGGUCGGUAGAGAGAAUGUGGAAUGUUAUCCAUUAUUCAUUAACCUUGAUAUUGCUUGGCCAACUGGAGUUGGGGAUAAUGAACCAUUGAAAAGGAACAUGAUUUGUAUUGGUUGA
Messenger RNA from Funneliformis caledonium, 1386 nucleotides. NCBI's taxonomy places the organism in Eukaryota, Fungi, Glomeromycota, Glomeromycetes, Glomerales, Glomeraceae. The record is from the annotation of a GenBank genome assembly.